Molecule: messenger RNA, 1580 nt
Organism: Hylaeus volcanicus
Lineage: Eukaryota; Metazoa; Arthropoda; Insecta; Hymenoptera; Colletidae
Product: translocon-associated protein subunit alpha
Exons: 5
Coding region: 141-974 (277 amino acids)
Cellular component (GO): endoplasmic reticulum; endoplasmic reticulum membrane
Source: RefSeq, a predicted model, not a curated record
UUCCACGUCGCAAACAGCAAUGGUAGGCUCUAGUAUUAUGCCGAAACGUGUAGUCCGGUGUCGAUUGUGAAGUGAGUGGUUUGAAGUGAAAUAAAUUCCUAUUCAUAACAGAAUAGUUAGUUUAAAAAUAACGCAACAAAAUGAAGAAAUUUAGCAUUUUUUUAUUGUUACUCGUUUCGCCGAUUAUUCUCACUGUGAACAGAGUUCAUGCUCAAGAAGAUGAAAAUAUAGACGACAUAGUGGAUGUAGAAGGAGAAGAAAAUUCUGUAAUAACGGAUGAAGAACCUGAAGAAGAGACAACUAAUGCAUCACCUGAUGCUGAUACUACUAUAUUGUUUACUAAACCUAUUUACAAUGGAUUAUCAACGUUGGAGUUACCAGCUGGGAACUUAGUCGAAUUACUUGUUGGUUUCACCAAUAAAGGUGAAUCUGAUUUUGUUCUUGAAUCGUUAGAUGCAUCUUUUCGUUAUGCAAUGGAUUUUAACUUUUAUAUUCAGAACUUUUCAACUGUUGCAUAUAACAAGAUUGUGAAGCCAAAACAUGAGGCAACUUUGGCAUAUACGUUUCUUCCAUCAGAGAACCUUGCCGGAAGGCCCUUUGGUUUCAAUAUUAAUCUGAAUUACAGAGACAGUAAUGGCAUCAACUUCAGCGAGGCUGUUUAUAAUGAAACAGUACAGAUUAUAGAAUUAGACGAUGGUCUCGAUGGAGAAACUGUUUUUCUGUAUGUAUUCCUCGCUGCAUGUGUAAUAUUAACGCUCGUAGGAGGGCAACAGCUUCUGUCGUCUCUGGGCCGCAAAUCUCGAUCUUCUACUACCCGUAAAAUACCUAUGGAAAUGGGUACAUCCAAUCCUAACAAUGUAGAUUACGAUUGGUUGCCAAAAGAAACUUUGAAUAGAAUUAAUAAGUCUCCAAGAACUCCAAAACAGAGUCCUAGACAACGAAGAGCUAAACGAACAGGUGAUUCCGAUGACUGAAUUAUGUUAAUACACGUGUAUAUAUAUUAUUUAAAGUGGAUAGGUAGGAAGAACGAUUUCAUGUUUGUAACAAUUUUUACUAGAAAAUUGUUGAAUCCAUUUGUCAAUGAUAAACCAAGCAGAGAACAAAGAUCCCGCAACUACCUGCUUCAAAUUUUUCAGACAACAAUUUUACAUUAUUGCUCAUAAUGAAAAAUUAUAAAAUAGAUUUUAUAAUUUGCGAAUAAUAUUAUUAAACAAUGUCAUAAUAUCGCAACGAAAGGGUACGAGUUAACGAGAAGUUUUAAUUCCCCGCGAUUGAAACUAUCGUGCUAUUAUUAUGCGAUCAACUUGCAACUAUUAUUUCAUUUGAUAUUCUUUUUCCAAAUUAAUAUUCUAUGAUUUGACAUUCGACUGUAAUUAAAAUAUUUCACUUGAAAAUUUACGCAUCAUAUAAAUUUGUCACGAAUGACAUUAAAUGUCUUAAUUCUCUAUCAUUAAGAACAAGAUAAAUUUAUACAUACAUAUUGUAAUCAAAUUCAAAUGAUCAUGUUCAUUACUUGUAACAAUUUGCAAAAAGAUGUACUUUCAAUAAAUCACAAUUUUGUACAAAAUAUUUCUGUUUUU